AUGGCCCCUAUCGAACGAAUCACCCUCUUCAAGAUCCCCAACGAGGCGGAUCGCGCCCGCGUACUGGAGCAGUACAAGGUCCUCGCGAAGACCGCUACAAAAUCCGCAUCGUUCAGCUACGACGGCAAGCCCUACAUCGUCGCUGCUGCUGUUGGCAGUUCGAUCCCCGAUCCUCGCAAUAAGGGGUACAACUUGUCUGUUAAGACGACAUUUGCUUCGAUGGACGAUAUGAAGUACUAUGAUAACGAGUGUGAGGCGCAUAAGGCUCUCAAGGCUUGUGUUGGGCCUGUCAACGAGGAUGUAUUGACGACUUUCUAUGAGAAUAUUUUGUAA
This is a messenger RNA of Penicillium hordei, 333 nucleotides long. RefSeq names its product Dabb family protein. The transcript has 3 exons. The coding region runs from base 1 to 333 and encodes 110 amino acids. NCBI's taxonomy places the organism in Eukaryota, Fungi, Ascomycota, Eurotiomycetes, Eurotiales, Aspergillaceae. The record is from RefSeq and is a predicted model, not a curated record.